ACUAUUCAGUUUUGUGCGGAAUAACGCGUCAAAUUGGUGAGUUAUUUCGUGAGAGGGCAAUAGUAACGGAUUCGGUUGCUAAUUUUACUAUUGUCAUGUUAAGGAGUCAAGAAAUAAUGUGUAAGUGCAAUCGUGUUUACAUUUUCGGGUAAAAAAAGUGACAAUGUUGGCUGCACUAGCGCUCAGCUGCUCGAGGCUGUCAGAUAUCUCAGUGCUAUCGUGAAGUGUUGUUACUUCCUGGGUUGAUAAUUUAGGUCAUCCGGAUCAGAAUCCAUUGCAGGGGUUAACCCCGCUGCUAUAUCUACAUUCUCACUUUUGAAAUGUAUCGCACAUUGGCAUUGUAUGAUGAUACAUGCCCAGAAGCGCAGAACAUAGGGUUUUCUGGUUGUACUCAAUGACCUUUGCGUGUAGCUAUUGCAAUAUCGUUGUUGAUGGCACUGCUUGUAAUAUGUCAUGUGGGGCGAAGUCGUGGUAAUGUAAUUUUACAACGGGUAUAUAAUUUAAUACGGCGCGUGCUAUAAAUGAUGGACCCUGGCCUCGAGAAUGGAAUUGGGUACCACUCUGGUGUUGAUGUUUUUGAGGUUUUGCAUAACAUUGUCAGUUCAAAUCAAGACUUGUAUGUUUCAGGGUUAUGGCACCCUACUCCAGUGUCAAGUGUGUAUGGCAAUCAUUCAAAGUCCUCUGUAUUAUCAUCCUUAUGGAAAAGUGAGAUUUUGGGUCUUUUAAAAGAAAAAGGAACAAGAAAAUUGAUCUUCUUGCUCAUCUUUUGUGCAACAUGCUAUUGUGUACUUUUGGUAUGGAGUUCAAGCACUCAAAGCAUGUCCUUGCUUGCAUACUCUUACACUGUAGGAUUUAAUUUGCUAAGUCUGCUUAUCUGUGUCUUAUCUCUCUGGGUUGAACAUCAGCCUCCUACUCCACUUUUUACUUUUGGAUAUGACAGAUUUGAAGUUCUGGCUGUGUUCGGGAGUACAGUCUUGGCACAACUGGCAUCUUUAUUUAUAAUUAAGGAGAGCAUUGAAAGACUUGUUGUUGAACAACCAGAAGUUCACAUAGGCCGUCUCUUAUUAGGAGCUGGAGUAGCUUUUACCAGCCACCUGGUUGUGUUGUAUGGGUGUAGUCACACUGCUCUUGACCAUGUAGCAGCUGCUUCCUCUUCAAGUUGGCUUCAAGAACAUGUGUCUGACAUCAGUCAAAGUGUGUGUUCUGUUAUGCCAGCCCUUGGGGGACUUCUGUUACCUCGUGUGAAUCCUAUGUUAUUAGUUGCAUGUACAGGAGGUUUCUCAUUAGUAUUGGCUGAUAUCUUGAUUGAAUUCAAAGGGUGUUAUGUGGUGGAUACCCUAGCAGGCAUUUGGAUUGCUCUCACUAUGUGGGCAACAAUGCUGCCCAUGAGUGUAUAUAGCGGAAAAGUUCUUAUGCAGACCACGCCAUCUCACUUAGUAGGCCAGCUUGACAAAUGUCUUAGAGAGACUUUGACAAUUGAUGGUGUACUUGAGUUUCGAAACGAACAUUUUUGGACUCUGUCUUUUGGGAAGAUGGCUGGUUCGUUGCAAGUUCGUGUGAGGCGAGAUGCAAAUGAACAGAUGGUUCUUGCCCAUGUUGUUGAUCGCCUAUCAAGCAUUGUGUCAGAAUUGACUGUUCAAGUGUUUAAAGAUGAUUGGGCACUUCGCAGGGGUGUAGGAAGCAUGGGAAGUGGAGUAGGCAUUCCCACAUCCUCUUUUCCUGUUAUUCCUAAUGAUAUUGCAUUUGGAAAUAAUCAUUCUCCCAGUAAAACAGGAUAUAGGUCAUUUUCCACAUCUGUCUCUCCUGCUACCAGCUUAGGUGACGCCCAUCCUAGUCUUUCUUCUGGGAGUUUUCAGUCAAAAACAGACUUAUCUGUGCCAAUGAGCAGUAAUUCUUACUUAAGUUUACCUUACUCGAGGACAGUACCUGGUGUUAGUGGUCUUGGCAAUUCUUUGUCUAUGUCUUCACAUGCACUGAACACUGAAGCUGUGUCCCAUUCUCAUUCCCAGCCAUCAAAAUAUCCUUCAAUGACUGAUGUUACAUUUCUUCCUACUCAAAGAUUUGAUGUAUCAACUGGCCGAAGAAAGAAAGAAAGUCCUUGCCCUGACAAGGAACAUGUGAACAAUUUUCAGAAUUAUCCCUUUAGUCCAAAUUGCUCUGUAUCUCCUAAAACAGCAAUGCAUCAGCCACAUGAAGAAAACUUACUUAUUUCUGGAGUAACUUCAUUUGAUGCUGAAAGCCUCACAUACAGACCACGAUGACAGUUUGUUGUAAAAUAUAUAUUAUUUUUUGUCAAAGUGCUCUGUUGGUUUGUGCCAAAAAGAGAAUAUUUGGGACAAAUUAUCUGUGUUCUUGUGAUUGAGAAAGCAUUUUUUAUUAAAAUUAACAUUACAAACUUGAUUUAUAAUUACUUGAAAAAAAGAUAGUCAUUUCUUUUAUGUGUCCUUGACUUAUAUCUGUUGUUAAUGUGUAAAUUUUUAAGUCAUAAAAUGGUGUGCUGCUGCAUUAUAUUAAUUGUUUUUGAUAAGAAGCUACAUCAUAAUUUCAAAUUUAAUGAGUCUACUUGUAAGUGUUAAGAUUAAAAUGUUUCUUGACUACAGAGAUUUGGAAAAUAAAAGUUUUUUUUUAUAAAACAGUAA
Messenger RNA from Gryllus bimaculatus (two-spotted cricket), 2639 nucleotides. NCBI's taxonomy places the organism in Eukaryota, Metazoa, Arthropoda, Insecta, Orthoptera, Gryllidae. The record is from the annotation of a GenBank genome assembly.